AUGUCAUUUUUAAAUACAAUAAGAGGAUUAGGAAGAAGUUCCAAAAAGAAUAAAAAAGAUUUAGAACCAACAAAUAAUUCAUUAUAUUCACAUUCAAAUUUAUCAGGUAAUAAUCUAAGAAGAACUCAAUCAGCAAAUAAAAAUACAUCACCUAUAAAAAACAGUAAUUCAAAUAAUAAUAGCUCCUCACCAAUACGGUCAAACAACAACACUCAUAAUAACAUCAACAAUAACACUCACAACAACACUACCCAAACACCACAAAAUAUACCGACAAUAAGGAAUCAAUCAUCAUACCCUCAUCAAGGAUCUCCUACAAAACGUAAUAGAAAUAACAAUCAACAACAACAACAACAUCGUCUGCCUCAAAAAACCACAACUAAAAAAAUCAUUAGUUCAGAACCACCAUUAUUUUUAUGUGAUCCAUAUGUUAAAACAGCAUUAGUUAAAGGUUCAUACAAGACAAUAGUUCAAUUACCUGCAUUUGUAGAUUUGAAUGAAUGGUUAGCUCUUAAUAUAUUUGAAUUUUUUGGUAAUUUAGAUUCAUUUUAUGGAUUAAUUUCAGAAUUUGUUAAACCUGAUUUAUUUCCAACUAUGAAUGCUGGACCAGUUACAAAUUAUCUUUGGGUAGAUGGAUCAGGUCAAGCUAUAAAUUUACCAGCUUGUCAAUAUAUCGAUUAUGUUAUAACAUGGAUAUCAAAUAAAAUUAACGAUCAAGAAAAUUUCCCAACUAAAAAUGGAGCUAUUUUCCCACAAUUUUUUAUUAAAGAUGUUAAAAAUAUAUCAAGACAAAUGUUUAGAAUUUUUGCAUUUAUUUAUUAUAAUCAAUUUGAUAAAUUAGUUCAUUUAAAUUUAGAAGCUCAUUUUAAUUCAUUUUUUGCUCAUUUUAUACUGUUUAUUAAAGAAUUUAAUUUAUUAGAUAAAAAGGAAUUGAAUCCUUUACAACCUUUAAUUGAUUCUUUUGAAGCUCAAGGUAAGAUUAAUUAA
Molecule: messenger RNA, 987 nt
Organism: Lodderomyces jiufengensis
Lineage: Eukaryota; Fungi; Ascomycota; Pichiomycetes; Serinales; Debaryomycetaceae
Gene: MOB2
Product: Mob2p
Exons: 1
Coding region: 1-987 (328 amino acids)
Biological process (GO): signal transduction; positive regulation of protein phosphorylation; cell division
Cellular component (GO): cytoplasm; nucleus
Molecular function (GO): protein kinase activator activity
Source: RefSeq, a predicted model, not a curated record